Molecule: messenger RNA, 1532 nt
Organism: Naegleria gruberi
Lineage: Eukaryota; Heterolobosea; Eutetramitea; Acrasida; Naegleriidae
Product: GA1981-PA-like protein
Exons: 2
Coding region: 1-1515 (504 amino acids)
Molecular function (GO): aminoacylase activity
Source: RefSeq, a predicted model, not a curated record
AUGAAAAGAUUUAAUUUUUACAAUUCAUCACCAUCAAUUUUAAUAAUUGUAUUGUGUUGUGUAUUGUUCAUCAAUGUUGUAUUUGGAUCGGAUCAACAACAACAACAAAUUAAUGCAGAUCCCAUUGUAGAUAUCCACAUUCCAACAACAACAACAACAACUUUAGCCGAUCAAUACAAGAGUAAAAUCUACUCGGAUCAAAGCCUUCGUGAUGAUAUCAUGAAACGAUUCCAAGACUAUUUGAGAUUACCUACUCAACAUCCAAAGCCUGAUUAUGCCACUGCUAUUGAUUUUCUGUUGAAAUGGACAAGAAGUGUUUUCCAUAUUGAUGAUAGUACUGAUCCGAUCAAGGAAGUGCAAGUGAAUGCUAAUUUAAAGACUGGAGAAAAUUCCAUUCUCAAGUAUUAUAUUUUCCAUUGCAAUCCUGCUAAACCAAGUUUUAUAUUUACAUGGAAAGGAAGAGAUGCUUCGAAGGGAAGUAUCAUGAUUAAUAGUCAUACUGAUGUAGUUCCUGUUGAUAAGGAUCAAUGGAAGUAUCCACCAUUUGAUGCAACAAUGGUUGAUGAAAAUACAGGAAAGGGCAGAAGAGUUUACUCGAGAGGAUCUCAAGAUAUGAAGAAUAUCGGAACUGGUUACAUGGAAGCUCUUGUUGCUCUUGUGGAAUCUGGAUUCAAACCAGAGAGAAAUCUUCAAGUUGUUUUUAUUGCUGAUGAAGAAAUUGGAGGUGAUGAUGGAUGGGAAUGUUUGAUUCAAAACGAAUUGUGGAAGGAAUUGAAUGUUAGUUUUGGUAUUGAUGAAGGUUUGGCAAGUGGAUUGGAUGAAGAUAUAAUCCCAAUUUAUUAUGGUGAAAAUGUUGCUCACUGGUUUGAAAUUACUGCCACAGGUAAUGUUGGACACGGCUCUCAAUUCAUUCCUCAAACAGCCACUGAAAAGAUUUACAAAUUGCUCAAUGAAAAGGUUUUCCCAUUCAGAGAACAACAACAAGUUCAAAUGAGAUUGCAAACCAACAAUCCAAGAGAAAAGACACAAUGUAGUACUGUUAUUACUAUCAAUUUGACAGGUCUCAGAGCAGGACAUACCAACAAGGAAACUGGAGAAUUCUCUAGUCCUAAUGUUAUUCCAAGAACAGCUACUGCCUUGUUUGAUAUGAGAAUUCCACCACAUAUUGACUUGAAGGAAAUUGAAAUUAUGCUUCGUUCAUGGGCUGAUUUUGUUAAUGGUACCAUCAAGUUUAUUGAACAACCAAAGAUCAAUCCAGUUGCUGAUCUUAAUGAUGAAACUGUUAAGAAAUUCUUAGAUAUUGUCUCUUCAAGAAUGAAGACAGAAUUGAGAAUUUUCCCAGCUGCCACUGAUGCCAGAUUCCCAAGAGCUGCCGGUGUCAACAUGAUCGGAUACAGUUACAUGCCAAAUACCAAGGUUUUGCUUCAUGACCACAACGAAUAUUUGGAUGAAAAUGUGUAUUUGGAUUCUAUUGUUCAUUACAUUGCCAUUUUGGAAGGAUUAUUACAAAAUUAAAGAAUUUUGCAAUUUUC